GGCAAUCCCAGCAUACAGCGCGCGCUUCAUUAGCAUAAAACAGUCCGGUAUCUGCACGAAUCGCGGGAACACAUCUACAAACACAUCGAGUUAUAACGCAAUAUAAACACACCGCGACAAACAUGAGCGACAACGAGAAACUGGACAACCAGCGGCUGAAGAACUUCAAGAAUAAAGGACGCGAUCUGGAGACGAUGAGAAGACAGAGAACUGAAGUGGUAGUUGAACUCAGAAAGAAUAAACGAGACGAGCACCUGCUGAAGAGGAGAAACGUGCCACACGAGGACAUCUGUGAUGAUUCUGAUGCUGAUGGAGAUUUCAGAACGCAAAACACUUCUCUGGAAGCAAUAGUGCAGAAUGCGACCAGUGAUAAUCAGGGAAUUCAGCUGAGCGCUGUGCAGGCCGCACGGAAGCUGCUGUCGAGUGACCGCAACCCUCCAAUAGAUGACCUGAUCAAGUCUGGUAUUCUGCCCAUCCUCGUGCACUGUCUGGACCGAGAUGACAACCCCUCUCUUCAGUUCGAGGCGGCCUGGGCUCUCACCAACAUCGCAUCAGGCACGUCUGAGCAGACGCAGGCCGUGGUGCAGUCAAAUGCUGUUCCUCUGUUCCUGCGUCUGCUGCAUUCUCCUCAUCAGAACGUGUGCGAGCAGGCCGUCUGGGCUUUAGGGAACAUCAUCGGUGAUGGUCCUCAGUGCAGAGAUUACGUCAUCAGUCUGGGUGUGGUCAAACCCCUGCUGUCCUUCAUCAGUCCCUCUAUACCCAUCACCUUCCUCCGCAACGUCACCUGGGUCAUGGUCAAUCUGUGCCGCCACAAGGACCCGCCACCACCCAUGGAGACCAUCCAGGAGAUUCUGCCAGCGCUGUGUGUGCUCAUUCACCACACUGAUGUCAAUAUUCUGGUGGAUACUGUUUGGGCUCUGUCCUAUCUCACUGAUGCUGGGAAUGAACAGAUACAGAUGGUCAUUGACUCUGGUAUCGUGCCGUACCUCGUACCCUUACUCAGCCACCAGGAGGUCAAAGUGCAGACGGCAGCGCUGCGAGCGGUGGGGAAUAUUGUGACAGGAACUGAUGAACAGACUCAGGUGGUGCUGAACUGUGAUGCUCUGGGUCACUUCCCAGCACUCCUCUCACACCCCAAAGAGAAGAUCAACAAGGAAGCCGUGUGGUUCCUGUCCAACAUCACGGCGGGGAACCAGCAGCAGGUCCAGGCCGUUAUUGAUGCCAAUCUUGUGCCCAUGAUCGUUCUGCUGCUGGAUAAGGGUGACUUCGGCACUCAGAAGGAGGCGGCGUGGGCCAUCAGCAACCUGACCAUCAGCGGAAGAAAGGAUCAGGUGGCAUACCUGAUCCAACAGCAGGUGAUUCCUCCCUUCUGUAACCUGCUGACAGUGAAGGAUGCUCAGGUAGUGCAGGUGGUGCUGGACGGACUCAGUAAUAUUCUCAAGAUGGCUGAUGAUGAUGCGGAGACCAUCGCUAACCUCAUUGAGGAGUGUGGAGGUUUGGAGAAAAUCGAGCAGCUGCAGAAUCAUGAGAAUGAGGACAUUUAUAAACUGGCUUAUGAAAUAAUCGAUCAGUUCUUCUCAUCUGAAGAUAUUGACGAGGACGCUAACCUGGUUCCAGAGGCGAUCCAAGGAGGAACUUACGGGUUUAACUCCUCUACCAAUGUGCCAGCAGAAGGGUUCCAGUUCUAGAAGGUGAAGCGACACGUGGAGUUUUGUUUGUGAUGCAGCACUCUGUUCAACAUUAAAAUAAUUAGAAAGCGAGAGAGAGCGCGAGAGAGUGAGAAAUAUUAGAUCUGUUGUGCUUUGCUGAUGGGAUCCACGGCUGCAUCUAAUCCAAGAGAAAUUGAGUGGCGUUUGUUUGGAAUUCUGCAGAAGCGGAUGUCCAAAUGACGUUUGAGAUGACGAGCGAGUGGAUGCGAGUGAGUGAGUGGAUGACUACUUUUCAAAACACAACCAUCAAAACUGAACACGCUCGGAGCGAACUUCACUAGAACCAUCUGGCGUGUGUCUUUUCAACGAAAACAAAAUCAAACCAAUGGGAAUAAACGAAGAUAUCACACAUUAGUAAUCUGAGGCAAGAACGCUUGAGAACCUCACCAAGAACAAUGACGGAAAGAACACGCUUCUGAGGUGGCCUCACCAGCGCGCUGUGUCCGGAUACGUGUGUGUAUGAGUGAGUGUGUGUGUAUGAAUGACCCCUGAGCUGAGGGGCCCGAUCUUCUGACGUGCUGGAGAACAAACCCAGCCGACCGCAGCUCUCUCCCCUGCACGCUGGCGGGGUCCCGCAGUCCAGUGGCACAUUAUUGUGCUGUGUGUGUGUGCUUGACUGGCUGGCUGGUGAAAUGCAGGACUGAAUGUAACGGAACACAUGAGUUGAUAUCGAAAAAAUCUAAUAUGUCCAAGGUGACAAAUCUGGAAAUUUAAUGGGGAAAUACGGAACAGCCCGGAGACACAUAAUAUUCACCUUCGAUGGAAUGACAUCAAUUAUCUAAAGAAGACGAAUGUCAUUUACAUUUAGUUUACCCUUUUUUCUUAAAAAAAAAAAAUGGUUUAGUAUUGAUGACACUGGACUGAGCUUUGGGAGCAGAGUUGCAUUAAAGAUCAAUCACGUGGUUUUUGGGGACGUGCGUUUUGCCCCAGUGUGUUUUUCUUUCCCCCCGUUUAUUGUUUGGUUUUUAUUUUCAGUGCUUGUGUAAGAGCAUAUAAUUCACAUUGCACUGUUUGCACAAAUCUCGGGCUGUUGUACAUUUAUGACCCUUACCACUCUACUUAAAUGAUACUUGCACUGCUUUUCAUUUUCUGUUCUUUAAUAGAAUUCGGACUGCAUUUGCGUUCAUCUGUCACAUGAUCAUAUGGGGGGUGUAUUAGACAGAUGGCCUUUUAUGUAUGACAGAUUUCACACACAUCCUUUGCAUGUGCUAAACUGCAGCAUAGUUCAUUUUAAUGGAUUUUAGUUUGGUAAAUUAGUUUUUGUUUUUUUAAAGAACCUGCUGUAUUGUUUCUGUGAUUGUUUCUGCACAUUUACGCCCCUCACUGUUCCUGACUGACAAGCAAUUCUACGUUUUGCACAGUGUAUUCUGGAGCUUAAAGAUUCUCAAGAUGGACAUGCCGAUGUCCUCCGACUGUAUGUGUAGUGCAGAUCCAGAGUAGUUGUUUUUGUAGUCCUGUUCUGUGUUGAGCUACAUUAAAGCGGUUGGAUGUCUUUGAGUCUUCUCGCUGCCCGCAGACUGUGUGCCGUGCCUUCAUCGCAAUGCACGCACAAAUAACGGAAUGAAUGCGCUGUUUCCAUUGUAGAUUUAUGAUUUAUUUUUAUUUGACUGUAGAGCUUUCCUCCGUUUUGCAUAACCUCUUAGUUUUAAUUUACACCAUCUCUCCCUCCUCAGUUUGCAAAUGUGUAGUUUCAAAGAAGAAAAACAAUAGCUGGUGUACCUAACCUGUUGGACAGACUACAGGCUCUGUACCUAUUCAAAUAAAUAUUCAAACUGUCA
Myxocyprinus asiaticus (Chinese sucker) is the source of this 3487-nucleotide messenger RNA. Its product is annotated as importin subunit alpha-3-like. Lineage: Eukaryota; Metazoa; Chordata; Actinopteri; Cypriniformes; Catostomidae. The record is from RefSeq and is a predicted model, not a curated record. The transcript is spliced from 17 exons. Gene Ontology annotation, molecular function: nuclear import signal receptor activity; protein binding. Bases 123 to 1688 code for a protein of 521 amino acids. Gene Ontology annotation, cellular component: nucleoplasm; nucleus; cytoplasm. Gene Ontology annotation, biological process: NLS-bearing protein import into nucleus.